This is a messenger RNA of Caenorhabditis elegans, 2510 nucleotides long. RefSeq names its product Cyclin N-terminal domain-containing protein (gene Y71F9B.6). Bases 74 to 1579 code for a protein of 501 amino acids. The transcript is spliced from 8 exons. Gene Ontology annotation, biological process: regulation of cell cycle. The record is from RefSeq and is marked reviewed. Lineage: Eukaryota; Metazoa; Nematoda; Chromadorea; Rhabditida; Rhabditidae.
GACGCUUGCACACCGUACUCACACAAUUCUUAUCGGAUUUCCGAGCUUUUUCUUUUCGUUUUUCCAAUUUUAGAUGGUAAAAAAGAAGAGUAACUAUCAUAUUCUCGUCGCACAAAAUUUCUUAUCAAAUAUCAGUGUUGAUGGAAGCCACAAUGACACAAAUCUUCGAAUUUUCCAAACAAAAGGCCUUCCGAAGAUAUCUCCAACGGAAAAGAAGUUUUCAAACGGCGCAAGCUCCACAACCACCAUCCGCAACAAUGAAUCAGUGAUCUCACUCGGAACAUCCGCUUCACUCGGAGAACGGCUAAGCUCGUCGAAUUUGCCGCAGGAAUACGCGGAGACACCACAGAAAAAAACUUCAAUCUUCCGAAGAAUCGCGAAAAUCAUGAGCUCCGACGACGUGAUCUAUUCAAUGACCGCCACAAACAGUAGAUCUCCGAUUCUUGAAGAAGGCGUCGGGAGAGAAGAUAGUGGGCUGAUUGAAUUUCGCUCAGAAUCACCAUCUUGUUCUUCAAAUCAGUUCAGUUUUCUGAGAAGGCUCAAAAGCACCAUUACCCAUGCAGAUAGAUUUUACAUCUGCACCUCGACGAAUGGCCAGCCUCUGGCAGUUUUCUCGUAUAUCUCGCCGAACAGCGACUACGUGGAUCCGCUGGCGCCGAUUUUCGCCAACACAACCGUCAAUAAGAAGAAAUUCCGAUCGAAAUCGAUUUUUGGAAGCUCGGAUCGCAUGCGGCAUCAGGCUCACUUAUCAACAGAAGAGCUGCGGCCAUUUGUCUUCCGAGACGCUGAAGAUCAAGUAAUUCUGGGGCAGAUUCGCCGAAAGCGGAAUCCUUCGCCGUUUUUCACGCUGUUCGACAAGUCGCCCGCCUCGAUUUCCAGGAAAGAGCGGAGGGAAAGCUUCCGAAACGGCGAAACCUCGGAGGAAAUGUUUGCGGAAACCAUCGAAGUUCCACAAGCCGUAAAUCGAGAUUCAAGCUAUGAACGUGGAACUUCAAUCGAUGAAAAAUGCGAUUUAGACGCCAGCCGAUCAGAUGAACCAUCAUCAGAAGUCAUCGAUGAGUACGAUCCGAUCGCAUUUUCCGAGUUGGGAAUCGGAAAACGGACUGUAAUCCGUCACGAGUGUUGCGUGGCAAGCACACUUCAUUGUGAAUCGGCGGAGAGGGCGAAACAAGUGAUAAAUGAGGAUUUCGAGGCGAAAUACCCAAUGAUUCAUCUGACAUUGAGCAAAAUGAAGAGUUUGAAGCGAGAAAUGGCAGAACUUGGGGUCUCGAAUGGAAUUGAUGUGUAUACGGUGGCAACUGCUUAUGUGUACUUUGAGAAAAUUAUUCUUAAGGGUCUAAUCUCAAAAGUCAAUCGAAAAUGUGUCGCCGGAGCCGCUCUCCUCGUCGCCCUUAAAAUGAAUGAUUACAAGAAGUCUACGAUCAAAUCGUACAUCGAACAGGCCGAAGAUCAGCUCCGCGAGCCGAAAUCCGAUCUUUUGGCUUAUGAGCUUCCAAUUUGCUCGGUGCUCCAGUUCAGGCUUCAGCCAACAAUUGAUGAGAUUCAACCACAUGUAGAUAGAUUGCAAUUUGAGAUGUGAAAUAUUGUUAUUAUGUAAACGCAGAAAAAUGUGCUUUUUUGAAAUCGUGGUGCAAGCGCGCUCCACGGAUAAUAGUUGGGUCUCCUUAAAGGUGGACUACGCUCAGUGGAGAAAUUGCUUUAAAACACGCCUAUGGGGCCACAAUGACCGAAUAUCAUGAUAUAAAAAUUCAAAAAAAUUUUCUAGAUUUUAUAUAAUUUUUUGAAAAUUGGAAAAAUAACAGUUUUCACCUAAUUAUUUUUGAAUUUCCACCAAUCGGAUUCGUUCGAUUGAGCGCGCUUGCAUUAUUUUUAUUAAUUAAUUUUAUUUAUUCUCGUUAUUUGACUGAUUUUCUUCAUUUUCUAUGUUUUUUCCUCGGAAAAUGAAAGAAAUAAAAAAGACAAACGCAAAAUGUUUGUUAAAAAGUAAUUGAAAAUGAGUAAAACUGUGAAUAUACUAAUUUCAGGCUUGUUGUCGUCGGAACUCAGAAUAUCAGAGUUUUAAUCAUUUUCAAUUCAAAAAUAAUUGGUUGAAAACUGUGAUUUUUUCAAUUUUCAAAAAAUCAUAAAAUCUAGAAAAUUUUUUUGAAUUUUUUUAUCAUGAUAUUCUGUCAUUGUGGCCCCAUGGGCAUGUUUUAAAGCAAUUUCCCCACUGAGCGUAGUCCACCUUUAAGUAUUGGCGAGAAAACCGUAAUUUCAAAAGUUUUCAAUGAUUUUUCGUUGGUUUCGAGGUGAAAAUCAUCGAAAAUUGUUAAAAAUAUUUAGAUUUGGCCGCCAUUUCUAACGAGACCCAACUUUUAGCAGAGGAGCGCGUUUGCAACUUGGUUUUAAAAUACGGAUUUUUCCGCGUUUAAAUAAUAUGCAAUUAGUUUUUAUGUACUCAAUCCAUGACCCUUUUGAGAUUAUUUCUAGUCGACAUUUUUCAAAUUUAAUAAAUUUGGUUUUUUUUCCCU